AGUUGAUUAAUGAAUUAUGGUUGUUGUUAGGACAAGAACGCAAGAAUUUGAUCCGGAUGAAAAAACUGGUAUAAAUAUGGAAAUCACUGCUACAAGCACAGCCCACCCAAACAAAGCCUUCCCUUAAAAGAAAUUCCGCCGACCCCAUAAAGCCUAAUCUCUAGUCCCCAACCACCACUACCUUCCAAUCCCAAAAAAUCAGAUUAACCGAAGUCUCCAACUUUCUUCUUAUUGCAUUUUCUUCCCCUUAACUUUUCCUUUCUCUCUGCUCUCUCUAUUUCAUUUCUGUUUCUUCUUUCCUCUGGCCCACAUGCCAUAGCUCUCUCUCUCUCUCUCUCUCUCCCACAAAAUGCCCUCUGUCCCCAAGUCCCCACCUUCUCCUCCGUCACUUCUCCACCACGACAACUCUGAAGCCGAGCGCCGCCUCCGUGAGGCAGAGGAGCGCUUGCGUGAGGCCAUUGAGGAGCUCCAGCGCCGCCAGCGUAGAGCUUCUCUUGGUGGUGCUUAUCCCCCUUGUGAUCACGCGCCUGAUGAAUCCUGUGUGGCUCACGCUAUUGGCAAUCUCUGUCAGAGUUUCCUUCUCUCCUAUGGCGUUAGAGUCGGUGUUGGCAUCUUGCUUCGAGCUUUCAAGCUCGCUAAGGGACAGUCUUACUCUUCCCUCCUCGAUCUGAAGCAACUUGUAUCGGAGAAAGAUUUAAUAGUGAGAGAAGAAGCAUGUCGAAUUGGUUUACUGUUCGGGGGAUUUACGGGGUCUUAUCAUGCACUUAGAUGCUUAUUGAGAAAAUUGAGAAGGAAAGAGACACCAUUUAAUGCAAUUUUAGCAGGUUCGGUUGCAGGGUUGUCUGUUUUAGCCUUAGAUGACUCCAGCCGCAGGCGAACUCUUGCUCUUUAUCUCUUGGCUAGGGUAGCUCAGUGUGCAUAUAAUUCUGCAAAGUCUAAGAACAAAUUUCACCUUUGGGGAAGCCAUUGGAGACAUGGAGAUUCAUUGCUCUUUGCUUUUGCAUGUGCCCAGGUUAUGUAUUCCUUUGUAAUGCGUCCUGAGAGUUUGCCAAAAGCAUAUCACGACUUUAUUCAGAAAACUGGGCCAGUUGCACAGCCUGUGUACAAGGCUGUGAGAGAUAGCUGCAGAGGUGGUCCAGUGGAUGUUGCCUCACUAUCAGCUUACUUAUCUAGUAGAGGGAAACUCAAUUCUGCGGAAUUGGAAGAAUUCCCUUCUAUUAUUCCUUGUUCUGUUAUUCAUCCAGAUACAAAUUCAUGUUUAGAUCAUAAUGCUAAAGCAGCAUCAGCUACAUUUAGAAAAACUUUUCCUCUUUACUUCUCAUUGACUUUUGUACCAUAUGUUGUUCUACACCUUCAGAAGUUUAUGGAUGCACCUGCUCGUACAUGUUGGCUUGCUGUUAGAGAUGCUAUUCGCUCAACAACGUUCCUGUCUGCGUUUGUUGGAAUUUUUCAGGGGGUGAUAUGUUUGCAUAGAAAAGUUGCAACAGUAGACCACAAACUUGUCUAUUGGAUCGCAGGAGGACUUUCUGCCCUUUCUGUACUACUAGAGAAAAAACCUAGACGUGCUGAACUUGCCUUAUAUGUUCUGCCACGAGCUGGAGAUUCAUUGUGGUAUAUUUUAAUUAACCGUCACCUGCUUCCAGAUAUUAAGAAUGCAGAGGUGGCUUUAUUUUGUGCUUGCAUGGGAGGAAUAAUGUACUACUUGGAACAUGAGCCUGGCACGAUGUCUCCAUUCCUCAGGGGUCUGAUCCGUCGCUUCCUUGCUAGCAGAAUAAGCAAUCCAAGCACUCCAUCUAAUCGGAAUGCUUCAUACACAUAUUUGCAGACUCUUGAUGCUAUGAAGCAGCCAAAAUUGCAGGAGAGCAGAGAGGCUGAAGCUUCAUCAUCUCAGAAAUACAAUCUUGAAUCCAUUCCAGGGCUGUAGCAGUGUAUUUUUGGGUGCUCAAGUGUUACUACUAUAUGAAACUACCCCAGCCAUUUUUCCAUGAUUCAAUUUAUAUAUUAUUUGUUAGAAGGCAGAUGAGUUCUGCUUAACACAUUAUAAUUGACCACAGGGAGAAUAAAGUUUCAUGCUUUUAGAUUA
Messenger RNA from Manihot esculenta (cassava), 2083 nucleotides. RefSeq lists its product as uncharacterized. The coding region runs from base 350 to 1924 and encodes 524 amino acids. The record is from RefSeq and is a predicted model, not a curated record. Lineage: Eukaryota; Viridiplantae; Streptophyta; Magnoliopsida; Malpighiales; Euphorbiaceae. The transcript has 8 exons.